Molecule: messenger RNA, 4289 nt
Organism: Corythoichthys intestinalis (scribbled pipefish)
Lineage: Eukaryota; Metazoa; Chordata; Actinopteri; Syngnathiformes; Syngnathidae
Exons: 3
Coding region: 1294-2964 (556 amino acids)
Biological process (GO): negative regulation of transcription by RNA polymerase II
Molecular function (GO): DNA-binding transcription repressor activity, RNA polymerase II-specific
Source: RefSeq, a predicted model, not a curated record
GAAUCAUCUCAUAAGGCAGGGGGAUUUCAGUUCGGAAACGACGCGGAGCUUUGCACGGAUUCUCGCCCAUUUCUAUGCUUUCGUGCUGUAGUUAAAAGCAGCCUGCAAACGUUGUCAUGGAAAAAUACAGAGACUCGAGCUGCUUUGCACGCUGUUAUUAUGAAAGUUUUACAAGCGAUAUUAUCCCACUAUAUUACCCAUCUGUUUUUGGAGUCGUUUUCGUAGUACAGUCCUGCGUCGACCAUCCCAUCCAUAAAGACUUAAAGUCAACUCGGUAUACUUGGGCUAACGUAAACAAACUUGGUCUAAUAAGGCGCUUUAAUGGUAAAAGUAAUCACCUGGAGUUGCGGGGUGGACCAGAGGAGCUGCUUAGCCGACUGGUUAGCUCGAAGACCGCGGCUAGUAUGUAGCUGCCACGCUAGCGCUGGUUAGCCAGCAAGGCCGCCAUUGAAAGGGGUGCCGCAGUCCAACAACGAACAAGACUCAUGUCGGUGCGACAUGCUAGACACACAACCCAAACGGAGCUGUGGUUAAUAAUUAAAGUUGUGGAGUGAUUAUUGAACCACGCUGUUUGUUUAUGGACUAAUGCGACAUAUGUGCUUCAUUCAAACGAAAACAUAAGCUUUCCCAGGCUUCCCCCCUCCGAUUUCGUCUCCCGCAAUGUUUGUCAUCUUUGUCCAUCUUCGGCUACUAGCCCAACUCUUUUAGCAGGCUAACUUUACCAUUAGCUGUCGAGCCUUUCGCGUCAUUAUUUUUUUAUGACCAAAUGUGUUUUUCUCGGGGAAACACGUUCGUAUUUUGUCACAUAGGCGCAGGGCGGUUGACUUAUUUGGACAUGGCUCGGGGCUUUGCUGCUGAUCCAAUGCGGUUUGGGGAGGGCGGAAGCUAAGUUGGCUUACGUUAGCUCGCGGCAGCCAUUUUAGCGAGCAUUUGUAGUCCUGGGCUAACUGCUGGUGUGGCACUACAAGAUGGACUGUUAAUACGCGCGGAAGAAGACCAUUUCCGCGUCGGCAACCGCGCCCUUGACUCGCAUCGAAACCAAUUUUCGUGUUUUCUUUUUAAAACUGCAUUUUCGCCAGUAUAUCUGAGCGUUUGUGUGGACAGCACGGUCGUGGAGCUUUUCCUCACUUGUUUUUCUCCUCAAGCGAUAACGACAAAACUCUUGAAGGCAAAUCUGCUCACCGACAAGAGGCACCAGCGUUGUGCUCAACCAAACAACGAUCAAUACCCCGAUUCUUAGUUGAGUUCCCGUCCGGCCCAAAAACGGAGGUCGUGGGGUUGGAGUGCGUGCUCAUGGCGGAAGAGACUGAGUGUGACACACCCGGCCUCGACACGCUUGGGUCGGAGUGUGUCAUAGCCCACAGCCAUGUCGACCUGCACUACGGAGCCGAGACUGAAAUCAUGACCGAGGAAAAGCGCGGUCUGGAAUUGGAGAUUCACGGCACCGAGCUCAAGAUCCAGGGACUGGGGACGGACCUUGGCGCCGUGGCGUGCGUGGACGCCAUUGUGGAGACGGAUCACGAUUACAUCAAGGUGGAGCACGACGACAUGCACUGCUUCGCCGGCGCCGAGAUCAAAACGACGGGCGAGGCGCUGCUUGGGGAAGUGCUCCUCAAGAACGAGCACGAGAUCAAAGUGGAGUCGGAUCACGGCGGCGAGCUGACGGUGGAGUCUGAGAACGGCGUCAUCAUCCACGAGGCGCACGGCCUGCAGUGCAACGAGUGCGGGGAGAUCUUUGGCAGCAUCUCCGACCUCCAUCAGCACUUUGAGAUCCACAAGGACCUCAACCCAUACAUUUGCGUGCACUGCGGCGAGAGUUUUGCGGUGGAGGCUAGUCUCAAGCAGCACAUGAAGAUUCACAUGAAAGAGAAGCCCUACGUCCCCCCGGGCGUGGAGAUCAUAGGCAAGGAUGUCAUCGACGCCUUCAGCCUCAAGUCUCAUCAGAUGAUUCACUUGCCCGACAAGCCGCACCGCUGCAACGAGUGCGGCAAGAGCUUCGCCGCCGCCAUCACUCUGCGGGAGCACAUGAAAAUGCAUUCGGAAGACAAGCCCUACAAGUGCAACCAGUGUAGGAAGAGCUUUGUCCGCAGGAGGCACCUGAAGAAGCACCAGGAGGUCCACGCCCGCGAGAAGCCGUACACGUGCGGCCAAUGCGGCAAAGGCUUCGCCACCACCUCCAACCUGAAGCAGCAUCAGAAGACCCACGCUGCCCACGCGGUGCACGCGGCCCACGCUGCCGUGGUGCUGGCUGACAAGCCCCACCGCUGCUCGCAGUGCGGCAAGUGCUUCGCCGCUGCCGCCACCUUGCGGGAACACCAGAGGGUCCAUUCGGGCGAGAAGCCGUACAAGUGCAACAUGUGCCGCAAGAGCUUCGUGCGCAAGCGCCACCUGAAGAAGCACCAGCAGGUCCACGCCGGCGGCAAGCCCUACACCUGUCGGCACUGCAACAAGGGCUUCAACCACUCGUCGUCCCUCUCGCGCCACCACAAGACCCACCUGCAGGGGCCCGUCUUCUCCCCGCCGCAGCCCGGCAAGCCCAUGACCUUCGGCACCCCUCCCAAGCAGAGGGUGCACCUGCAAGGGGAGAAGCCCUAUAUGUGCCACCAUUGCGACAAAGGCUUCAACCAUUCCUCCUCACUGUCGCGCCACCAGAGAGUCCACUCCGAGGGCAAAGGCUACACUUGCGGCCACUGCGGCAAGAUCUUCAACCACUCUUCCUCCCUGGCGCGCCACCAGAGGGUCCACCUGGAGAACAAGCAGCAACCGGCGCCGCAGUCGCCCCCACUGCCUCUGCCCACUCCCGAGCAGUACAGCGCCAUCCCUUCGCCCAAGGUUUUCCCCAACAACGCCUUCCCCAAACAACAUCUCCUCUCUGUCGAGAAGCCCUACCGCUGUACCCAGUGCGGGAAAGGCUUCAAUCAUUCGUCCUCCCUCUCCAGACACCACCGGAUCCAUUUAGAGUAGCCGCUCCCGGAUGUGUACGCAGUCAGGCGAAGACGACAAAACAACAAGGACCGAUUCAUCGUGGAGCUGCGGGGAAGCGUCACUUGGAUUCCUGGACUCUGUUUUGAACACUUUUAAAGAAAAUAGAAAAAAAUGUUACAUGAUCGUUUUGGAUGGAGCUUCUCGGUUAAGCACAGGAGUUUUUUCGACGAGGCUCAAGGAUGUCAACACCAAAAGUCCAAUUAAACACUCAUCUUUUUUUCCCACCCUUGUAACCUUUCCGGCACAUCCACUGUAAAUACAUCUUGAUUUCUUUUAUAUGUAUAGGUGAUUAGUGUGCUGUUCCCAAAAAACAUUUUUGAUAGACAUGCCCAACAUUGCCUCUACAGGUUUUUUUGGCCCCCUUUAUCUGAUGCUGCGUUUUCAAACAGCAUCUGAUUAAUUUGCCAUUGUGUAUAUUUAUGAGGUUAUUUUCUUGUGUACAGAGAGCAAUACUGGCUGCCACCCUGACGUUAAAAUUAUAACAGCCAUAAACAGAAUAAAAAUCUCGUUAGCAUAUUACACCAGUCUCCUUUCUUUGCUUAUCCCCCCCCCCCCCCCAAGGUUAAAAAAACAACCUGUUUAUAGACUAGAUAGCAGUUACUCAUGUUGAUUAUCAAAAUUUGAGCUAAAUGCUUGUGUAUACAAAAAAAAAUAUGGAGAAAUCCGACUUUUCAAGACUGCAUUGCGCUUGACUGGUAUGUGUAAAAAAAAAUUACAAACUUAUUUUUUUAGGUAUGGAUAGGAGGGUAUGAAAGGGAGCAAAGAAAGAUGUUUUUAUGGGAGGGCACGACAAGCAAUAUUGUUUUUGUUUUGUUUUUUUAAACCCCUUCCCUACCAUUGACGGCGAUUGACAUCCAACCAAUUUUGACCCACUCAAAAUGCUUCGGACUUCCAUUGCCGUGAAUGGUACCGAGUGAGUUAAGUUUCUCCCCUUUGUUUUUGCUUCAAUGUGUAGCAUAGUGUUUUCUUGUAUUAGUUAGGUGCCUUAUUGCAUGCUGUGUAGAAAUGGAUGCCGAGCUGUUAAUUGACAAGAUACAGGAGGAAUUUAUUUUUAGCUCAUGUUCAUACCCUUCAUUUUAAUUUGACGUCAAUGACGCCUUUUUUGCUUUCAUGUAUACUAUCGUGUUUACACUGUGUAUAUUGUCUUUAAUUUCUCCCCUUUUCUGUUCUUGUAAAUGGCCUAAUUGUUUAGAGGAGUAAUGUAAAGGAAUCCAUAGAGGCCUCUCUUGAAGGGCAAUUCUUGUAACAUCUCCCUUUUUUUCCCCUGAGUGGCACAUAUGGAUAAAUAAAGGCUGUUGACUCUC